This is a messenger RNA of Galeopterus variegatus (Sunda flying lemur), 1528 nucleotides long. Its product is annotated as putative insulin-like growth factor 2-associated protein. The transcript has 2 exons. The record is from RefSeq and is a predicted model, not a curated record. NCBI's taxonomy places the organism in Eukaryota, Metazoa, Chordata, Mammalia, Dermoptera, Cynocephalidae.
UGACAGUAGCGGGUAGAAUCACAGAGAGAAUCAGGAACCCAAAUUUUACGUCAAUUGAUCUAUUUCCCCUCUUUGUUUCUUGGGGCAUUUUUCCUUUUUUUUUUUUCUUUUUUUUUUUGAUCCCUCCUUAGCUUUUCAUGCGCUCAUAAACCAAAUUAACCCCACCCCCUGUAACAGGGGGGCAGUGACCAAAGCAGAAGAGCACACAAAGCCGGCCACUUCCACCGCCACGUCCUGCCCCCCGCCAUUUAUCGCCCUUGAUUUGAUUUUUGUUUUUAGUCUGUCCCUGUCGCUUGGGUUGAGUUGAGAGUGGAGCCUCCCUGGGGCACUGGCCACUGUGCCCCCACGGAGAAGUCAGCGGGGAAUUGAGAAGGCCGCUGCCCGGCCUGGCUUCCCGGGACUGUGGCUGGUCCCUGGAGGUCCUGAGGGGCGGAGGAGGGGGCGGGGCGGUGUCUCCCCAGGUGUCAGGAGGGUGCUCGGAGGCCACCAGGAUGGAAGGGGAAGGGACUGUGGAUGUGUAGACAGAGGGGCUCCAUCAGGCUGGAGCAGGUGGUCGCCUUCCGCACACUUGGGGAGCCUUCCCCGUCCCCCUCGGUGACACCUUGCCCGCUCUUCAGCACCCUACCUUGUUCCCAGGAGAUCUGGAGCUCCGCAGGGUCUCCUGGGAGCCAGGUGGGGUGAGGUCGGGCAGCAGGGGAGGUCAGCAGGGUUGAGCCCUGCAGAGCAGGAGAGCUGUCGAGGUCUGUCCAUCGACCGGGGUCACUUGGGCCCUGAACCCGGCGGGUCUGGCAGUGCCAUAGCAGCCACCAUUGCAGUGCCUAGGACUGUGCAGGGACCCGGGCGGCUGGGAGGUUUACCUCACCCCCACUUUUGCCCCCAGCGCAGCCCCCCUGCACGACAGUCUGACUAGCAGUCUAGAGGCCCGAGGCUUCUGGGUCCCAGUGACGGGGCUGGCAUGACCCUGGGGGCGGUCCAUGUCAGCCCACCCACAGCACAGAGGGUCCCUCAGCAAGCGCCUGGAGAGUGGGCCAUUCGGAACAUUGGACAGAAACCCAAAGAAUAAAAUUGCUGUAAUUGGAGAACCCAAACGAUUGGCCCGAGAUCCAAAAGACUUUGAGGCACCCCAAAUUGCCUGCCCAUUCGAUGGGUGCUCUGGGGGCGCUCGCUGACCACCCUCUGUGUGCCCACUUUUGCAGCUCUCCCCUGGGUCACCAACCAUCUUGACCCGGGCUCCCUGUCUGACCUCCCGAGCCCCAGCUGUGGCCCUCCAUCUGUCUCUUCCCCGUGUUUCCCCUACUGUCUUCAGCGGGACCCCCUCUUGGGUCCCUCCCUUUGCCAUCUCCUGAAGACCCCCCCACGCGCUAAACACCAAAUGUCACCUAUGCCUGCUGUCUCAGCCCAUCUUGCAGCGGCCCGUGUUUGCCUCAACUUGACUCCUUUAACAUGCUCAUAUUUCUGGCAAAAUCCAAUGCUUGGGUUUUGUCUUUAACCUGUAACGCUCGCAAUCCCAAUAAAGCAUUUAAAAUUA